GUGGCUGCGUGAAUGUUUCUCGCGGUACAUCGUUGAAGCUGAAAGAAGAUUUUUUUUUUAAUGGAGUAAUUCUUUAGUUUUUCUUUCUAUAAAAGUGUGAGUUAUCGUGGCAUCAUGUAGUUUCAUUUUAGUUCAUGUUAAAAGUCAUGUUAAAAUAUAUGAGUUGUAAUAGUUUUGUUAAAAGAACAAAGCGGUGAUCAUCGUAUUGCAACUAAAGAUUGUAGUAUUAUAUUGAAUCACUGAGGAAAAAACGAAGCGAGAAAUUUCAGAAUUUACCAAUUGGAAUAAAAUAACAACAUGACGAUAGACUUGUACUAUAUACCACCAAGCCCACCAUGUCGAGCCGUGAUGAUGUUAGCAAAAUUCAUUGGAGUUCACUUAAAUCUCAAACCAGUUAACGUUAUAAAGGGAGACCAUUUAAAACCCCUAUUUAGGAAGCUUAAUCCAGCGCAUACCGUCCCUACUAUGGACGAUCAUGGUGUUGUUCUGUGGGAAAGCCGACCAAUAAUGACGUACUUGGUAAUGAAAUAUGCAAAAAAUGAUGCUCUUUAUCCAAAAGAUCCAGAGAAAAGAGGAACUGUUGAGUAUCGGCUAUUCUUCGAUUUGGGAACGCUUUAUGAUAGUAUUUUUGCGUACGGCUCACCUGUACUUUUUGGAAGACGUGAUUCUCCAGAUGAAAAGUUAAUGGCACCGUUGAUCACAGCAUUCGAACUUUUAAAUGGUUUUCUGGAAAAUAGUAAUUUUGUUGCUGGUGAUGAACUAACCAUUGCUGAUUUUUCAAUAGUUUGCUCUGUUUCCACUGCACAAUCAUUCGGUUUUGACUUCGCUCGAUUCGAUAACGUAGGCGCUUGGUAUGAAAGAUGCAGAAUUGCGAUGCAGAAAGGUGGAUUCGAAGAGAUCAAUGAGGCUGGUGCCAGAGCUAUUACAGACGUAUUUAAUGCAAAUUUGAAAAUUUAGUUCGAGUGUUCACAAGCAGAUUCUUUUUCUCUCUUACGAAUAUUCAUUUUCUGAAAGCUAAUUUAUUCAGAUGAAUUCUUUGUUUAUUAGAAUAUAGAUAUUCAAUGUACAUAUCACUUCUUCGCAUCCAUACAAUUUAUUUAUAAUAUAAUUUACAUCGUUAAAUAUAAUUUUUGAUCAGAUGCUAACAAUCACUAUGUGUGAAAAGAAUGUUAGUUGUAUAAAGUUAAAAUCAGGAUGAUAAAAUUUCAUUGUAGACUUCAUUUUUUGUAAUUUAUAAAGAUACUUAAAUUAAUAAACAAAAUAAUUUGUAGGAUACCCUAAAUAGGAAAUGGAAUUUUUAAA
Molecule: messenger RNA, 1302 nt
Organism: Phymastichus coffea
Lineage: Eukaryota; Metazoa; Arthropoda; Insecta; Hymenoptera; Eulophidae
Product: glutathione S-transferase 1-1-like
Exons: 7
Coding region: 298-957 (219 amino acids)
Biological process (GO): glutathione metabolic process
Molecular function (GO): glutathione transferase activity
Source: RefSeq, a predicted model, not a curated record